UGGGGCACAAAUGGAAUCAAAUUGAUGUGGUGGGGCACAAAUGGAAUCAAAUUGGUGUGGUGGGGCACAAGUGGAAUCAAAUUGCUGUGGUGGGGCACAAAUGGAGUCAAAUUGCUGUGGUGGGGCACAAAUGGAAUCAAAUUGCUGUGGUGGGGCACUAGUGGAGUCAAAUUGGUCUGUUGGGGCAGAAGUGGAGUCAAAUUGCUGUGGUGGGGCAGAAGUGGAAUCAAAUUGGUCUGGUGGAGCAGAAGUGGAGUCAAAUUGCUGUGGUGGGGCAGAAGUGGAACCAAAUUGGUCUGGUGGAGCACAAGUGGAAUCAAAUUGAUGGUUUGGUUUUGA
Dictyostelium purpureum is the source of this 339-nucleotide messenger RNA. RefSeq lists its product as uncharacterized. NCBI's taxonomy places the organism in Eukaryota, Evosea, Eumycetozoa, Dictyosteliales, Dictyosteliaceae. The transcript has a single exon. The record is from RefSeq and is a predicted model, not a curated record. The annotation marks the transcript as partial.